Messenger RNA from Cladophialophora immunda, 222 nucleotides. Its product is annotated as saccharopine dehydrogenase [NAD(+), L-lysine-forming]. The record is from RefSeq and is a predicted model, not a curated record. Lineage: Eukaryota; Fungi; Ascomycota; Eurotiomycetes; Chaetothyriales; Herpotrichiellaceae. Bases 1 to 222 code for a protein of 73 amino acids. The transcript has 2 exons.
AUGGCGACAACCCUCCACCUGUGCUCUGAGUCUAAGCCGCUGGAGCACCGAUCUGCUCUAACCCCCAGCACUACCAAAGCUCUGCUGGACGCGGGCUACAAAGUCAACGUCGAGUGCAGUCCGGAACGGAUAUUCGACGACUCCGAGUUUGAAGCUGUCGGCGCAACCCUAGUUCCCGAAGGCUCAUGGAAAGAUGAAAAGAUGCCCCGACAGAUCAUAUAA